AUGGUAUCCGAAGCAGAAAAGAGAAGAUGGCGAGCUCUCCCGAGAGACAAUUACCCAAAACCAUUGAUUUUUCAUGAUGGAAGGAUCGCACUCAUGCCAACAUAUCUAAUAACAUUAGCAAUAAUCAUAUGGGUUCCAUUUGGGUUCUUGCUCACUAUUUUGAGGAUCAUAAUUGCGAUAUCUUUUCCAUACACCGUGUCUAUCCCUAUCUUGUCAUACACAGGGAUGAGAGGUAGAACAUAUAUAUGUUCAAACGAUACCAACAAUGUUGACAAAAUCAGAGAAGAUCUAAUCAAAAGCAAAGGCAAGAAAAAAGGCACGUUAUAUGUGUGCAAUCAUAGAACAUUACUUGAUCCAAUCUAUAUAUCAAUGGCGAUAAUGAAGCCUGUCACAGCUGUUACAUAUAGCUUGAGCCGAUUAUCAGAACUCUUGGCACCAUUAAAGACUUCCCAUUUGAGUAGGAACAAAGAGAAAGACUCAAAGAUGAUGGAGAUGUUACUUAACCAAAGUGACCUUGUGGUUUGCCCUGAAGGGACGACUUGUAGGGAACCCUAUGUGCUUCGAUUUAGCCCUUUGUUUGCUGAAAUGAGCAAUGAAAUCAUCCCCGUUGCUUUAGAUGCUAAAGUUGGUAUGUUUUAUGGGACAACUGCAAGCGGUUUCAAAUUUUUGGACCCUUUGUUCUUUCUUUUGAAUCCAAUUGGAAUUUACCAUGUCAUGAUUCUUGAGAAGUGGACAAGUGCAAAUACAUGUGGGAAAUCAAGUAUCGAAAUUGCUAAUCAGGUUCAGAGACAAAUUGCGGAUGCAUUAGGGUUUCAAUGUACGAAUCUCACAAGAAGAGACAAGUACAUGAUCUUGGCAGGAAAUGAAGGUGUUAUUUAG
Messenger RNA from Lactuca virosa, 879 nucleotides. The record is from the annotation of a GenBank genome assembly. Lineage: Eukaryota; Viridiplantae; Streptophyta; Magnoliopsida; Asterales; Asteraceae.